AUGGUUAGUGCAAAUUCUGCAACUGUCCUCAUUCCCGUAAAUAAAAUUUGGUGGGCUUGGUCCGAUGAACUUUCUGAUAGCCAUAACUGUAGUUUGACAUUUGCAAUCGAUUUAGACCCUCUUAAUGAUACGUGUGGUUCCGCUCUUAACAUUUCCCUUUCUGAUAGUGCGUCUACUGGAUUUAGAAUAUACGCAUGGAGAUUUGAAGAAAAAACGACUCCAUUACUUAAUCCGGAAAACUUUGAAAUCGAUUCAAGUUUUAUGAGAACUUAUUGUUCAAAUUUACCAUGCCAAACUGGAUCCAUUUCUUCUUCAAGUGAUUACUAUUAUGUUUUGGCGAUAAAGAAUUUUAAUACCGGAUCACAAAGAAUUAAUUUUACGGUUCCAUGGCACAUUGAUUGUGAUCCAAAUAAUGCUAAUAAUUCUACUAGCUCUAACAUUCCUAGUAGUACUCUUAGCAGUUCUAGCAGUUCGAGUACUCCACGUAGUUCUAGCAAAUCAAGUACUCCUAGUAGUUCUAGUAAUGAUUUUAAGAAUAAUUCUAGCAGUUCUAGUUAUAGUCCUCGUAAUUUUGGUGUAACAACACUAGUAAUUCUGGUAACAAUAGCAGCUCUGUUAAUUCUAGUGAUGCAACAUUCAACACGAUUUGUACAAAUACAAGAAGCUGACAAAUAUGGACAAUCUGAGGUGUGGUACAGACAAAAAACUGUCUCAAGACAUCCAAAUCUUCUUCCAUAUCAUCCCUGGAGUGGACCCAUUGUCAAGCGAUAUUGA
Molecule: messenger RNA, 774 nt
Organism: Diversispora eburnea
Lineage: Eukaryota; Fungi; Glomeromycota; Glomeromycetes; Diversisporales; Diversisporaceae
Source: the annotation of a GenBank genome assembly